Messenger RNA from Linum trigynum, 2399 nucleotides. The record is from the annotation of a GenBank genome assembly. NCBI's taxonomy places the organism in Eukaryota, Viridiplantae, Streptophyta, Magnoliopsida, Malpighiales, Linaceae.
AGAUAUAUUCUUUAUCCUUAGGAGUAGAUAGUCGGUGUAUAGUGCAGUUAGGAAAUACGAGGACUAUUCUUUAGUAUAAGAAACAAUCAUUUGUCAGGUGAAAAUAUAGUGCAGGUCAUUCGGGUGACCCACAAUCCACUCAUCACCAAUUUGAAUAAGUGCAGGUAAGAGAUUUACCAAUCCACAAUCCACCCACCCACUAUGGUUUGAUUUAUUUGAGGGUGGAUCGAUGUCAAACCGCGGAUUAACCACCCACGUGCCACCUCUGCUUUUGGCCACAGAGGGAACAUAUAUACAUCACCCGUCAUCACUAGUCUAUAUAAGCUAAAUCACUAAUCUAUUGUUAACAGUAUAUUAUGAAAGAGAGCUUGGUGCUAGGUUGAACGACACUGUUUUGUUCUCUACCAUUCACUUGUUGCGUGGACAGGUGACUUCGGAUCAAUAGUAUGAUAGCGUCGAGCAUGGUUUGAAUCUUCAUUUCGUCAUCGGCUUCAUCUUCUAUGCUACGUCCCUCAAGUUAAGCAUACAUAUUUUGUAUGUUCAGCUUAGAUCACAAGUAUUGAAGUCUGAAUUUGCUCAGCCCAUUUGUAAAUAAGCCUACAAUUUGAUCCUUUAUAUUAAGGUGGUUGAGUGAAAUUAUCUAGGACCGAAGAUAUUGACGAAAUGCAUGACAGUCGAUUCAAUUGCUUUGAUUUUUCAUCAAACACUAGAUUUUUAAUAAUAUAUAUAGUUGAUCGAUUGUUACACAAGAGCUCCGCAUGUUGCAAAUGUUCAAUAUUAAGUUCCUGUAGAUGCCUCUUAGCUCGAACUACUUCACGCAUAUGUUGAGUAAGGGCCCUGUACUUUACCUCCGAGGAGGAAUAAGACAUUGUUCCUUGUUUCUUAGAUUUGUAAACGAUGAGAAACUUUCCUAACAAAAUGUAAUAGGCAGUAGUGGUGGCAAUUAAACUCGCGAUAGUGGGUACCCGACAGUCCAUGAUCCUAUCAAUGCAAGGAAUUCCCACACUGACUGGGUAUGAGGUGGACAUGAGUAAAACCCUUAAAAAAAUUUAUUGGGAUGGAGCGGAUGUGGUAUUAAGUCCUCGUCCUAUACUCAUAUUCAUACUCACCCCACAAAGAAUAUCUCUACACUAAGUAUAUCAUACUCCAAGUGAUAUGGUAGUUUGAGAACUGCAAUGGCAGGAAGAUCAUCACCCGCAAGGAUGAUAUUGUGUGUUUAAUUAAAGCUCAAGAUAGUAGAGAUAAGCUUGGAAAACCAUUGUCGAGAUGCAUGUUUCGGCCCAUAAAGUGACUUAUUUCCUAACCAGGAGGAAGAUCCAUAUAAACUUAUUCAUGGACAUCCCCAUUGAGAAAGGCAAUGCCCACAUCAAGCGGAAACAAAUUGUCAUAGUUACUGCCACAACAAGAAGUGUUUUAACCGAGUUUAAUUUUGCAACAAGAGAAUAGAUAUAAAAUAAAUCAAUACCAUAAAUUUGAAUGAAACCCUUAGCCACAAACCUCUCUUUAUGCAGUUCAAUACAUCCAUCUAGAUUAAGUUUUAUCUUGAACAUCCAUUUGUUCCCAAUGGUAUGUCUGUGGGUUGGUUUAAGGACUAGUUUCAUUCCAAGACUCUUCCUCUAUAAGUACACUCUAAUUCAUUGUGUUGGUGGAGCGUGAUGCCAACAAAAGAGGAGCUAUUGGAGUUUGACCUUGCCACGGAAGUGAGUAGAGGGCCCAUGAAAGUGAAGUUCGAAAAGUUGGACCAGCACAAGAAGGUCAACGCAAGAGGUACAAGUCGAGUAGUAGAGCAAGAUUGGAAGAAAAGAAAGCGCAAGAAAUGGAGGAUCAAAUGCGCGGGUUGCACAAACGAGUUGGUCAACCUUGAGGGCAAGGUUGGUUCUCAAGGGGGAGGGGAUGAUGGAAACCUACUUUUUAGGUUUAACCAUAAUUAUCAAUAUUAAUAUUAUUAGGAUUUAUCUAGUUAUGGUUAUUAGUCUUUGAGCCAUAUUAGGAUGGUCUAUUAGGUUUUUCUAGUCUUUCGCUAUAAAUAUGUAAUUGGUCUUUCAUUCAUAAGCAGUCAAGAAGAAUAUUAAGAAACAAUCUCCCAAACCCUAUUCUCCCAAUCCUCUUUAUUCUUGUUCCCAAUCCAUCUAAAGGUCUAGACCGAUUAUCUAUCUUUCUCUUCUCAAAUCCCUAAUUAUGUUAUUAAUCCCUAAAUCCCCAAUUCCCGAUAGGAACCCUAAUCUCAGGUUCUAUCAUUUGAUUGUUUUUUUAAGUAAUAUUGUCCCAUGAUCAAUAGGAUUUAGAUUUAAAUGGUUUGGUUAUGGUAUUCAUAACCAUUUACACACCCCUACACAACCAUACUCGAAAAGUUUUUAUAUGCCAAGAAAUAGAUCCACUAAUAAAGUUUAUAGACUCGG